GCAGUUUGAGGCGGUGAGAGGCAGAGAGACACAGUGUGAGGCGGUGAGAGGCACAGAGACACAGUGUGAGGCGGUGAGAGGCACAGAGACACAGUGUGAGGCGGUGAGGGGCACAGAGACACAGUGUGAGGCGAGGAGAGGCAUAGAGAGACACAGUGUGAGGCGAUGAGGGGCAGAGAGAGCGCAGCCUGAGGCGACGAGAGGCACAGAGACACAGUGUGAGGCGGUGAGAGGCACAGAGACACAGUGUGAGGCGGUGAGAGGCAGAGAGAGACAGUGUGAGGGGCACAGAGACAUAUUGUGAGGCAGCGAGAGGCAGAAAGGGACACGACGUGAGGCGACGAGAGGAAGAGAGACAGUACUAGUGUGAGGGGGCGAGAAGCAUAGAGAGACACGGCGUUGGGUGACGGGAGAAAGAUCCUGUUUAGGGUCUAGUUUGCGGCCAGUCGAGGCAGGGUGAAGCCGUACAUGCCAGUAGCGUGGCGAGAGUCCGAGAGAGAGAGAGGGGGAGGAACAGCGUGAGGCAGAGAGAGAGAGAGAGGGAGGAACAGUAUGCAUCAGGGAAAUCAUGUACAGGAUACUUGGGACACUUGCAGUCGUGCUUAGUCUGGAACUACUUGGCUUCUCCGUUGGGCAGGAAUUGCAGGAAUGGCCAGGGGAACUUUUCCGGCCACAGGACCAGUGCAACCGGGGAUGUACAUGCGCAGAUCUCAAGGGAGUGCGAGGAAUUACAGGCGCCAAGGGUGAGCCUGGAGAGAAUGGGAUGCGUGGCUACCCCGGGGUGGAAGGUCCGGGGGGUCUGAAAGGCCAGAAGGGGGAGCGGGGAUUCCUGGGCACUGAAGGGGAGAAGGGGGACAUGGUACGUAGCGGACGCCUCAUCUCACAUCGAGGCAUCCAUCUCCAACACAUCGACUGUGCACAACCCCGGUUAACUUAG
Haliotis rufescens (red abalone) is the source of this 937-nucleotide messenger RNA. Its product is annotated as collagen alpha-1(XXV) chain-like. The record is from RefSeq and is a predicted model, not a curated record. The transcript has 5 exons. NCBI's taxonomy places the organism in Eukaryota, Metazoa, Mollusca, Gastropoda, Lepetellida, Haliotidae. The coding region runs from base 569 to 937 and encodes 122 amino acids.